CUGGGGAUUGGCCAUAGAAGGAAAGUUCUUCUCGGAUCCGCUGUAUCUCUGAAGCUCUCUCCGAGUCCGAGCUCACAGUGGAGAACUACACUCGAACCAGUCUGGCCAACGCGAAAAUGGCUUAAAUAACACGUUUACUGUUCGGUCAUAAGUUUUUUUUUUUUUAAACAACAGCUGUAACUUUCCGUAGAAGAAAAAAAUCAGACUCUGGACUGCGUUUCGAAAUCAGCAGCAGUGGUGAGGAGGAGAGCUGCAGUCACCAGCGGCUGUCAGUGUCAUUACUGAAACACACAGCAGGUUUUCUUCUCCGCAACAGCAGAGGAGAAAAGGUGCUCCCACACACAGGCCGCUGAUGAAGGGCAUGGAGGUGCUCCGUCGCUCUUCAGUCUUUGCAGCAGAAGUCAUGGAAGUUUUUGAGCGCUCCCCUACAGACAAAGAACUUGUGUCCCAGUCGAAAAUGUUGUGUCGGGACUACAUUCACUCGAGGCUCAACCGGGCUGGGAUCGGUUGGACCAAAUCUGAGCUCGGAUCAACACCAGGAACCCUUGGAGAAGUGUCUACUGUUCUGCUUUGGUUAGGUGAUGAGCUCGAAUACUUGCGACCUCAUGUGUACCGCAAUGUGGCAAAACAACUGAAUAUCACCGUGGCUUCAGAAGGUGUUGUUUCUGAUGCCUUUCUGGCUGUAGCCGCCGAAAUUUUCUCCACAGGGGUGACGUGGGGUAAGGUGGUGUCUCUAUAUGCAGUAGCCGGAGCAUUGGCAGUAGACUGCGUUCGACAUGGCUACCCAGCCAUGGUUCACACCAUUGUAGACUGCAUGGGCGAGUUUGUCCGCAAGAGCCUGGUGGCCUGGUUAAAGAGGAGAGGAGGCUGGGCUGACAUUACAAAAUGUGUCGUGAACACGGACCCUAGCUUCCAUUCCCACUGGCUGGUGGCGGCAGCCUGUACGUGUGCACACUACCUGAAGGCCAUCGUUUUUUACCUGCUGAGGGAGAAGUGAAGGCAUAACAGAGAGACAAUGAACAUUUUUUGUUUUCUUUUCUUUUGUGGAGAGAGCUGCCAUUUCACUGCUUUGACCUGUUACUGCUCUUGAUGUGUUUACACAUGCAGCAAAGUUGCACUGUGCCUUCAAUGGAUAUUUGUGUGUUUCCAAGCUGUUCCUUGAUGUAUUUAUGGAUUGGCAUCGAGAGACUUUAAGUGAACUGGGAGGUGAGAGUGAUGAUACUCACACGGCACUUAUGGUGUAUCUGAUGGACAUAUAUCAGAGAAGACAAACUGCAGGAUAUUUCCCCAUCAGAGACAGGAAGUGCAAAGUUUGUGUCAGCAGUGUGUUCCGUUAAGCCAUACUGUCUUAAGUGCACUAUCACACACGGGCUUUUGUUAGUUUAUCCAUGUUUUUAGUGGACUGCACUGUUUUUUUUUUUGUGUGUGUGUUUUUAUACACUUUAUUGAAAUGACACCUACAAAUAUAUCUAGUGUGAUGAAACAACUUUGGCAAGAUAGAAAACAUGGUGUUUUUUUUCCCCUGAAUAGUUGAGUUAUGCUGACCAGAAAGACUUUAAAAGCCUAAAAGAAGUAAACAGCCCUGCCUUUUUCAUUUUUUUCUACUUCAAACAGAACAAAACGUUGUCUAUCUGAAUCCUUCAGUUCACUCUAAAAACCUUAAAAAAACACUUUGUCCAAAGCUUCCAAUAAGGCUAAGGUGUAUCUGGUGUUUCUGUUUGUCAUCAUAACUCUGCCUGUGCUGUAAUAUAAAAGUUGCUUUAUGAACGUUGACUGCAUUAUUCAAUUGCAACUGAUGAUAAACUUUUUUUUCUUCUGUUUUAUAUAUUUAAAUUUUCCUUUUUGAAGAAUAAUGCAUUGCUAUUGUGUGUGGAUUUCCAAGCCACACUAACUGUCUGCAGAAUAAAUGGUAGUAAAUGGA
Messenger RNA from Clarias gariepinus (North African catfish), 1921 nucleotides. It is a transcript of the gene boka, whose product is annotated as BCL2 family apoptosis regulator BOK a. Gene Ontology annotation, molecular function: protein heterodimerization activity; protein homodimerization activity. Lineage: Eukaryota; Metazoa; Chordata; Actinopteri; Siluriformes; Clariidae. Gene Ontology annotation, cellular component: mitochondrial outer membrane. Gene Ontology annotation, biological process: extrinsic apoptotic signaling pathway in absence of ligand; regulation of apoptotic process; intrinsic apoptotic signaling pathway in response to DNA damage. Bases 353 to 997 code for a protein of 214 amino acids. The record is from RefSeq and is a predicted model, not a curated record. The transcript is spliced from 5 exons.